Messenger RNA from Penicillium robsamsonii, 540 nucleotides. RefSeq lists its product as uncharacterized. NCBI's taxonomy places the organism in Eukaryota, Fungi, Ascomycota, Eurotiomycetes, Eurotiales, Aspergillaceae. The record is from RefSeq and is a predicted model, not a curated record. The coding region runs from base 1 to 540 and encodes 179 amino acids. The transcript is spliced from 2 exons.
AUGGCAAGGCCUCUCUGGGGACCAGGAUCCGUGGGUGGUAAAGACUGGAUAAGCGUGGAGGAUGCCGAUCAGACCACUCUGGGUGGUGAUCAAGGAGAGGGACUACCAGAAAUUGGCAGUUUCGUGCUCUAUAAAAUAGAGCCGCCGCUAAAGGAAAAAGAGGACUUCGACACUUGGUUAGACACGGUCACUAAGAUCCUUCAGGGUCAUAACCUCCACCGGUUGAUUAACAAAGAGGUUGAAAAGCCAGACAGAGACUCCGAAAAUGCAGAGAAGUGGAUGAAAAUCAGUAUGCAAGUGAGAGCAUGGCUCCGCGCUGGAUUAGAUCCCGAGAUUGCAAAGGAUAUCACGUCAACUGGCGAAAGAACCACCUGGGCAGAUGACUUUAUGCAAGUUUGUAAGAAGCAGCUACGGGGUGAAGGACACGGAGCGUUAAGCGCAGCAAUAAUACGCUUCGCGAUGAAGACACGAUUCGUCACAGCAAAUGACCUCAAAGCAUCGUUCUGUGCCUAUCACGCCAUUAUGCUUAUGGUAGCGUAA